Messenger RNA from Sphenostylis stenocarpa, 2349 nucleotides. The record is from the annotation of a GenBank genome assembly. Lineage: Eukaryota; Viridiplantae; Streptophyta; Magnoliopsida; Fabales; Fabaceae.
AUGGUUCUCUUUCCAGCUAAAAGGAAAAUCCCACUCUCUCUCUGCCAGCAAGGCAAAACCGUUGCAUUCCCUCAGUGGAACAAAUCUUGUGGUCCCCACGUUAUGGGACAGGAAGAGGAUCUUGCUAUUUGUAGCAAGUGUACUGAUGGGGCAGAGCACAUUUAUUGUAUGGCUGAUAUGCUGGACAAAGUUCCUGAAGGUGAUUGGUGGAUGUGUGAAGACUGCAAGAAGUCAGAACGCCAAAAAUCUAGAAGUCCAGUACAUCUUGAAUCUUCAGGUAGUUCAAAAUUAAACUCAAAAUCUUUCCAUGAUUGGAAAAGGCAAACAGGUACUAGAUCUUAUUCAUCAGCUAACAUGCAUGGUGUCCAUUCAGAAGCUCAGUCUUUGAAAGAACACGGGGUUACGGAGAUGAAUGCCAAAGCCUGCGACAACACUCUACUGCCUAAGGACUUCUCAUGCAAGACUUUCAAAAAUGGAAAAGCAAAAGAAACCAAAGAUACUACAUCUGAGCUCCAAAUUUCUUGCAUUCCUCAAGACAAAUCUAAAGUUCCUCUUGCUUAUAGUGAGAACAGACUAGCAAGCACCUUAGAAGUUGAGUUAGAUAAAAAAAGAAAGGCUCUUGAGACAAGAGCCGAACUCCUCAAAGCAUCCAAACCAACCAACGAAUCCCUACUUAGUAGGGAGUCCCCAUCCAAAAAAUUGGGAAACACAAAUGUGAAGCAAUCUUCCUAUGGAUCUCAGAAAAGCUCCGAGUUAGACUCUCAUUCAGGCUCUCCUCUCUUCAAGCCUGGAUUGUCUGAAAUUGCAGAUGUAAAAUUUAAAGGACAGCAGGGAAAGGUUGGUUAUUUGCCCAUGCAAAAUGUUGAGAAAAAUAUUGCUAUGCAUGAUACUAGAAAGGGGGGAAAUCUUGGAUUGCUGUCCAAAUCUGUGUCAUUUGAUAAUGCUAGCUUGGUGAAACUAAAUGGCACAGGUUCCGAAGUUAUUGUAGAAGAUGCUUAUCCCCCUGUGGUAUUCAAGAAUUCAAGCUCUGCAGAAGAUACAAAGACAACUAAAGGGAAACAUGUAUCUGGUGUUGUAGCUGCAAAAAGUAAAAACAGAACUACUUCUUGUAAUAAAACUUCCUUGUCAGGAUCCAACCAUGGUAGACUUGAUGCUGUUCAAGGGUGUGGGCAGGUGGAUCCUAAAUUACAACCAAACAGUCCCAAAGCUCAUAAAAACCUGAUCUGUCUAGACAAAGACAAGAAAAAUGAGAACUGGCAAGAUGGAAAACGCACUGAAGCUGUGACAGUUAUGAAAUUACAUGAAUUGUGCAAUCGUCAUGGUUGUGAUAAAAAGUCUCAGUUUGAAGCAGCAAAUCUUCCCGAGGAUUUUCCCAUCCCAAGUCUUGUUUACACAUGGAAUGGAAUGUUUCUGAUUCACAGGGUUGAGGGUAUUGUAAGUACUCGUGUUGGGAUGCAAGCAUAUGUAUCAACUUGUGCUUCAGAGGAAGUUCUUGCAGUAGUGGGCAGACUUCCUGAUAUUGUUGUACUAGAGGAACUACCUCUCUUGAAGAUGUGGCCAUCUCAAUCUGUGGAAAGUCAAGCUACAGAAGAAAAUAUUGCUGUAUACUUCUUUGAAAAAGAUUUUCAUAGAGAAUUGAUAGAAUACAUGAGCAAGAAUGAUUUGGCUCUCAAAGCAAAUUUGAAUGGGCUUGAACUUCAAAUAUUUCCAUCGAAUGUUCUGCCUGGGAAACUCCAGUGUUGGAAUAAGUUAUUAUUCUUAUGGGGUGUAUUUAGAGAACACACGAUUGACGAUUCGGCAAACACACUGGUGCAAAAUUAUCAGAAGCGAAAAAAUAGAGAUAUUGUGAGCAGUUCGGUAUUGGAUUUAAAUGUGAAUCCUCAUGAUGGGAUUAACAUGGUUGGAGACCAUGAAAUUGGUGAAUUUGAUGCUAUGCAUAUAAGUUCUUCAGGUGACAGAAUUGUGCUAGGUGGAGUAGAUAAUUAUAAUUCUGGUUGCCCUGAUUCGAGAAAAUCUCAACACCUUGAUGGACAAAAGGAAACUCCAGGGUCCGUUCGGGAUCUUAAAAUUUCACGAUGGCCUAAAAACGCCACCCUGGAAGUUGGCGCGUGUCUGUCUGUUGAGAAUGUGGAUGUGGAUGAUCAACCAAGCAAACAUGGGAAGCUCAAGAGGCCAACUAAAGAGAACAACAAUGCUGACAAUGUUAAGCCGCAUGGCAAGCUUCCUAGGAACGAGAGAGGUAAUACCGACAGACCUGAAUCCCUUGCUUCUCCAACAAACCAUGAGGAAAAUCUGAAGCUGCUUUAUUGGCAAGCUGUGGAAAUUUUGUCCUCUAAAUUUGGACUUUGA